This is a messenger RNA of Prionailurus viverrinus (fishing cat), 7994 nucleotides long. It is a transcript of the gene GAS8, whose product is annotated as growth arrest specific 8. NCBI's taxonomy places the organism in Eukaryota, Metazoa, Chordata, Mammalia, Carnivora, Felidae. The record is from RefSeq and is a predicted model, not a curated record. The coding region runs from base 4836 to 6542 and encodes 568 amino acids. The transcript is spliced from 15 exons. Gene Ontology annotation, cellular component: Golgi apparatus; motile cilium; microtubule. Gene Ontology annotation, biological process: flagellated sperm motility. Gene Ontology annotation, molecular function: microtubule binding; small GTPase binding.
GGGGCUGGGCGUGGCAGGCGAGGACGGGGGCCGCCUCUUCAGUGCUGGGGAGAUACCUGCCAGGGUCUUAAAGUACAGUGUCAACGUGUGGUUUGCGGAUGUAGCUGGUUGUGAAGAGGCCAGGCUGGAGAUGAUGGGAGUUUGUGAAUUUCCUGAAGAAUCCCAAGCAGUGUCAGGACUUAGGAGCCCAAAUUCCAAAGGUAUUGAUUUCAGAAAACAUGAUAAUGCUCUGAGCUCCAGGUCACAGUCCGAGAUCACCAUGGGUCACUGUGGACAGAUACGGGACAAUUGAGCGUUUUCUAGAGAUGGUGUAUUUUAUUAAUCAUGGGAAGUAGCAUUUGCCAGGGCAGAAUUGUGAAGAUCCUCUUAACUGAAACCUCUGUGAGUUUACUUUUUUGAACUAUGAGCUUGUGCAAUUAUAGGAACAGUCCCAUACCCAACUGAAGUGUGUUUGUGUUCACUUGAAGCACAAACAUUAUUGGCUUUUCAUUUAGAGGCCAGUCUGUCCGUCUAGUUUGGUUCCAGUGAUCAGAAUCUUUUGUUAAAUGUCCUGCAUAAACCACACGUUACCUAUAGUUUUGUUCUCUAAAUGAAGUGAGAACUUUGAAGCAGAGCAGUCUGAGUGUAGAACCGUGUAUUUUCUUAUGACAUUUUUCUUAGAGUUUUCUUUCCUACUCAAUUUGACAUUUUUUUUUAGCUGUUUGCCUUUAUUGCUUUAUUUUCCAAAGCUUUCAACUUAGUGUUUGAAGAAACAACCUUUUUUUAUUCCUGUUUUUUUUUUUUUUUAGUUCACACAAUGUUAAAUUACAUAAGUAAAAUAGAAGUACAGCUUGCAUAAACAGGUUUGGGAUCAGAUACAGCUGCCUUAUGGUGAGCCCUUGACCCUGCUCUGGACAGAGGGGUGGGGUGGGGUUGGUGUGGGUCAGGGUUGUUGUACAGCCAUUGUGAUUCUGGCUGCUGUGUGUUUCUGCUGGUGCCUCUUUGUGUCAUAGACCCUUUGAUGGCUUGACAAACUGCGAGUCCUUUCCCAGAAUGAUUUGCAUCUUAAAGGAAAUGGAGUCACAGACCCUUCAGUCAUCCCCGGGCUAUGUGGACCAGGCUAAGAGCGCCUGGUGUAGACCGCUCUUUGGACACAGACCCUUGUAGGAACCCUUGCUUUCUCCAGCUCCUCCCCGUAGUGUGGCCGCCACUAGACAGUUUGUUCUGAGCAACAGCAACAGGUGACAGACCGCUGUGAGCCUGGGGACUAGAGGGUAGGAGGUGCUGUCCUGUCUUACAGGCUGGGGAGUGUUUGCUGGAAAGCAUGUGUGUGCGACAGAGGUGCAGCUCGCCCUGGUGCUCCCUGCUGGAGAUUUGCCAGCACCCGGCCCAGCUGCUGGUCCCCUCGGCUUUAUGGCUUUGUGGUUGGGUGCCGCAGGGGGUGCCUCUCUUUGCUUCUUAGGAUGUCCAGCUGCUUGUACGUACUUGCAGAGUGGGUGUGAUAAGCGGUGUGGCGGUCAGGUCACCAAGAAGGGCCUCUCACCUGGAGUGCGCCCCUCCAGCAGCGUGUGGGCUUGAGGGAGGCGUCUCUGUCAUUCUGUGUGGUGCUGAGGACAUCAGGGCCCCCAUGGGUGUGGGCUCCCCCUGGGCGUAAAGACCUACAGUGGAUGUGGACACAUGUACCCUGGACUCUCAGUUGUGCGUGUGGUCACACGACUGGCAGAGAUGGAUUCAUGGCGCACCGUGACCUUAACCCACAUUCACGGGAACAUGGGGUCCAGCACCAUGUUGUGGAUCUGAGUUUUGUGACUCCUUCUCCCUACCUUUUCGUGAGUACUUUGUUGUUGUUUUUAAAGACUCAAGGAAAAAACACUGUAUGGUCUCCUCUGAGGUAACUAGAUGCUAACCCACACCCUUGACUGGAAAUGGGGCGGUAGAAAUUCCCUGCUUUAAAUUUCUUUUCAAUUUUCAGGUGUGAUGGUAAUCCAUAAAACGAACACCGAGGUGUGUUACCAGAGUGUGAAUUGGUGUCACUGUUUUGUAGAGCAGUUUGACGGCACCUGUCAGACAUUCAGACCCUUUGACCCAGCAAGCCCUGCCCUCGGGAGCUCUUGUGAAGACACGGCCUGCUUAGGUGGAUGGGCUUUCGUGUGUCUGUGGUAUUUGAGCUUUUUAUGGUGAACGUGGUUUAAUUUUCUAAGAAAAUGUUAGAAGGAGAACCUCGGACUAGAAGAAUGGUGCAUCAUCUCAUGGGAUUCUUGUUAGUGACGCCUGGAAGUCACCUGUUUAAAUCAGAAACGGGCCUGUCUUUGGGUCCCAUCUGUCCCCUUUAAGAGCCCGGCAUCACCUUUCUGUUUCAGGGAGCCAUGCCCACUGGUCUCCUGGCACUGGAGCUGCUUCUUGUCACAGCCACUGCGGGGAAGGCCAGUGUGCCUUUCAUCACUGUGAAUGGGUCAGAGUUCCUGGAAACAUUUGUCGGCAUUGGGCCAGCAAGGGAAACGAGGCCGAGGGCAUUUCGGAAGCCAGAGUGACCGGGAGAACACACUGAACCAGAUGCUUGUGGAGGGAUGGAUGGCGAGAUGCUGGUGGAGAAGCCGGCUAGUGAGGCCGCCGCCCAGCUCACUGAGGAGGAGGUGCAGUGCCUGUCGGCUCCACCUGUGAGCAGGCCCCGGCCCCGCUGACCGGCUGCUGAGAGCAGGUGGAAGAGGUGAGUGGGGCAGGUCCUGGGCUUGGGUUUGGGGCUUGCCUUCGCAGUGCCUGCUGUCCUGGGAGCGGCUGAGUGAUAGGCAGCUGUGAUUUCUAGGCGGGCAAGCGGCUGCUGGAGAAGGGCAGACAUGGUGAGUUGCUGGGGCGCCGGCCCUUUGCGGAGAAGCCCGCCUACAAGGAGUUUGUGAAAGGCACCAGCAGCCUGGAGGAGGACACCUCCCUUCCUGAGGGGCUGACGGCCUGGAACCAGGGGCGGGAGGAGGGGGCUGCAAAGCGCUGCGUGCAAGAGAGCCCAGCUUAGCAACCCUGGCUUUGAAAGCUGCUGCCAGAAUCACUGGGAAACACCUUAAAACCUGAUAAGGGCAAACGAGCAUUUUGGCUACCUAGAGGAUGGGGUCCCGAGUCAGAGGGGCGGGCCGUGAGCCGUAACUCCCCUGCCCCACAGGAAGCAGAAGGCACGCCUCUUCCUGGUGGAGCCUUGAGUUUAGACCUUCCUGGGCCUCCCUUGAGGGGAGGAGGGUGAUGGGUGGAUUUGGUGGGGAUAGGUGUGAGUGCUGGUGUCCUUAAUCGCCCCAAGGAGCAGAGGCUUUUGGCUCAGUUCAGAAAUUUCACGGUUUAGUGAAGUGGCAGAAUUAAGGGAAAAAGCAGCCAGUUACCAAGGGGAAGUGUUGGGUUUGGGUUGGUGGAAGGCCUGUCAGUGGUUCUGAAGGAAACGCCACACUUCCCACAGGUGCGUGGUUGGGGGGAGGGUCGUGGAGCCAUGGGGGGUCCUGAAGCCCACCCCGCCCCCAGCACCUGGGUGCUGCUCUGAGCUCUCGGGAGGCAGUCUCUCCGCCGAGGCCAGCACCCAUUCUCAGGGCAGACAGCUUUACUGACCAGGGUGUGUCUGGAUUUAAGUCCCUUCUCCAGCUGGCCGUGUUCCCUGUGACCCCCUUUUGUUAGAAUCACAGAGAGGGAGGGUCUGGACCGAGCUGGGGACCUGGGGGUUGUGUGCAGAGAGUCCUGCUGUCGCUGCCCCCGGUAACCCUCUUCCUGGUGUUUGGGCGGCUGCCAGACGAGAGGAAGGCCAAUUCUGGCUUGUGAGCUCUAGGCCUCUGUUGCCUUAGAUUGUCUGGUUGGUCUGAGAGCGCGGCAAGGGCCCAGCCCGGGGAGCUGGGGUCAGGACUGGAAGCCUGGGGUCAGUGGCAGCAUCCCUGCUUGCCUCCCAGAGUCCUUGGCACCACGACAGUAAAGGGGUGUCAGCCGCUGCCUCUCAGGGGGCGGGUGGAUGUCUGGGACCCCGGUGACACCUGCUUGCCUCCCAGCUGUUGCUCACGGCACCCCGGGUGUGGGGGUGGGGCGUCUCCACUUGCCACACGUGACCUCUGUUCUCUGCUUGGUCAAGACCAGACGCUGGGAUUUGGUUUAAAAAUUUCUGAAUCAUUUGUUGUGUUUGCUUCAAAAAUAGAAUUUCCAAGUUGGGACAAGCACUUUCCGUUUUUGUUGUGUGUAAGACAUGCCAUCGUUGAAUUUUUUUACUUUUCCAGAGCUCACCGUGUCAUGAAGUCUCCACUAAACUCAGCCUUCAUUAGCUGAGCUAAUGAGACCCUCUGACAGAGGUGGGAGGUGCUCUCCUCAACCCUGUGAAAGCCCCAUGAUGUCCAGGACCUGGGCAUUGGUCCAUUUUGGGGCUUGGUGCAGCCUCCCUCAGGCUCACACCCCCAGCACACGCCCAACCUGCUGGCUGCCUCCUCGUGACCAGUCGCUGCUCUGGGAACCUGCCUGGGCUCAGAAGACUUGCUGGGGAGCUACCUCGGGCCUCUUCUGGCCUGGGCGUGUGCGUGCGUAGGAGAUCUUCACUUCCUAAGGACUGGAAAUCCAGGGCACUUGUCCCUGACACGUGACCCAUAUAAGCAGCCCAGAGUACAGCACCGAGGAACCCCCAAUGGCUUCAGCUGGAGAAGGCCCAGCACAGUUUUGCUGCUAGGGCAGCUCCCGUACCCUCGACACGCUCUUCUGAGCUCUGGUGUCACCUAGAAAGGAAGAGACACCGGUUGGGCCUUGGGAAGAGGCGCUGUACGUAAGAAGUGGACGAAACAGUUCCUCCCCCUCCGAGGAGCUUAAGUUCUAGUCGGGGAGACACGCAAAAAACACCAUAAUCCCCCAACGAAAUGCGCUUAGGAGCUUCGGGAAGAUCCAGAGUGCGGUUGACUCCAGGCCGCCGCAAGACCUACUCGACUCGGGCAACCCCGGGUUCCGCCCAGCGCGAGUUGCUAGGAGCUCGCCUCCGCGGCGGCGAGGGACUGUACCGGCUGGCCGAGUCUCGCGAGGAUCUUCGAGGUUUCGCGCGGGACCGCCCAUCGGUUGCCGGGAGACGCUGCGGCCUCCGUCGGGCGGGCGCCUCUGUCUGCAGGUCGCGGCGGGAAUCCACCACGAGAGCCAUGGCGCCCAAGAAGAAAGGGAAGAAAGGGAAAACCAAAGCUACCCCGAUUGUUGACGGGCUUGCUCCGGAGGACAUGAGCAAGGAGCAGGUGGAGGAGCAUGUCAGCCGUGUCCGCGAGGAGCUGGACCGUGAGCGUGAGGAGCGCAACUACUUCCAGUUGGAGCGGGACAAGAUCCAUACCUUCUGGGAGAUCACGCGGAGGCAGCUGGAGGAGAAGAAGGCUGAGCUGCGGAACAAGGACCGGGAAAUGGAGGAGGCUGAGGAGAGGCACCAGGUUGAGAUCAAGGUGUACAAGCAGAAGGUGAAGCACCUGCUGUACGAGCAUCAGAACAACCUGACAGAGAUGAAGGCUGAGGGUGCCGUGGUCAUGAAGCUGGCCCAGAGGGAGCACUGCGCACAGGAGGGUGCACUGCGCAAGGACAUGCGGGCGCUGAAGGUGGAGCUCAAGGAGCAGGAGCUGGCCAACGAGGUGGUGGUGAAGAACCUACGGCUGAAGCACAGCGAGGAGGUCACCAAGAUGCGGAAUGACUUCGAGAGGCAAGUGCGAGAAAUUGAGGCCAAGUAUGAUAAAAAAAUGAAGAUGCUUAGGGAUGAACUUGACCUGAGGAGAAAGACUGAGAUCCACGAGGUGGAGGAGAGAAAGAACGGCCAGAUCAACAUGCUGAUGCAGCGGCAUGAAGAAGCCUUUACGGACAUCAAGAACUACUACAACGACAUCACCCUCAAUAACCUGGCUCUCAUCAACUCCCUCAAGGAGCAGUUGGAGGACAUGCGCAAGAAGGAAGGUCACCUCGAGAGGGAGAUGAUGGAGGUGUCCGCGCAGAACAAGCGCCUGACAGACCCUCUCCAGAAGGCUCGGGAUGAAGUGACUGAGAUGCAGAAGAAGCUCAGGAACUAUGAGAGGGACAGACAGACCCUGGUUCGCACAAAAGCACGUUUGAAGGUUGCCGAGAAAGAGCUAAAGGACCUGCAGUGGGAACACGAGGUGCUGGAGCAGCGAUUUCUCAAGGUACAGCAGGAGCGAGAUGAGCUGUACAGGAAGUUCACCGCGGCCAUCCUGGAGGUGCAGCAGAAGGUGGGCUUCAAGAACCUGGUUCUGGAGCGGAAGCUGCAGGCGCUGAGCGCUGCUGUGGAGAAGAAAGAGGUGCAGAUUAAUGAGGUGCUGGCGGCCUCCACCCUGGACCCUGCUGCCCUGACCCUUGUGUCCCGCACGCUGGAGAAUGUUCUAGAAUCAAAGAACAACACUAUCAAGGACUUGCAGUAUGAGUUGGCCCGGGUCUGCAAGGCCCACAGUGACCUGCUGCGCACCUAUGAGGCUAAGCUCCUGGCCUUCGGAAUCCCUCUGGACAACGUGGGCUUCAAGCCUCUGGAGACGGCCGUGAUUGGGCAGACGCUGGGCCAGGGUCCCGCGGGGCUCGUGGGCACCCCAACGUAGUGCCCGCCUGGGACUGCUCCCUGGAUGACCCUCCCUUUCACCAAGGACAGGAGCGGUUUGUCUUUCUAUUUGUAUCGUCUGCAAAUGAAGUUUUCCUACAUUUGCUGUGUGUCCUGUUGCCUGGCUACGUGGAAGAGAGGCACCUCCAGGACCCGUGGUACCCUGACCACUUCCUUCCCUGCUGCCCUCCUUCCCACCUCGGGCCAGGGCAGCACCAGCCGAGCCCAGGAACCGCAGCAGCCUUGCAGAUGUCAGCACUGACUUUAUUGAUGCCUGAGACUCAGUGGCUACUGGAAAAUGGGGGGCCAGAAUCUCCCGCAGGGAAUGUGAACUGGUGCCCUCUGUUGAGGUGUCCCAGUGAGCUGUGGGGAUGGGAUUGAUGCUCACAGGCCAGCAGUUGUCCAGAGGAGGCGAUGGCUCAGCCACUAGCUUCCUCGAUACGUGGUGUAGGACCACGGGCUCAGCAGCAGGGGCACAUGGAACCUGUGGGUCUCGUUGGUGAUGGUGAAAACGACCUGAGAAGCAGAGAGGGCACCGGGACAGAGUGAGGGUCCGGUGCAGCACACAGGCAGCCCAGACUGUGGACCAGGGGCAAAAGUUAAGUGGGGCUGGAGCCCCGAGGGCCAGAUGAAGCCAGUGGAGAACUGGAAAAUGGUGAGGGCUGCGGAUGGGGCUGAAUCCUCCCCUGGAGAAAGCCCUUAGCUUGGGGAACUUGAAGGAUCCGCCCUGAACAGGGUCAGGUGAGUGCCUUUGUCCACAGGGGCUGAGUCACUUUUGGCCCUGCCCCACAGCUUUACCCAGGGACAGGGCAGGGAUGGGUGUGUUGUGGUAAAAUCCCUGGACACCUUUCUUCUGAGAGCUCAAAGCAGGUGAACUCACUGCUUGCCACCGCCCAGGGAGAGGUGGGACCAGCCUGCCCACUGCAGGAAUCUUGGUGAAUCACAGGCCUCCACCCCUCUGGCCCACCCCCGGCCCUCACCUCCACAUACGGGUAGAAGCUCUCCUGCCCCCUCUUCUUCCAGUAGCCCUCAGUGUCAAAGGACAGCUUGUAGGUGCCUGCCUUCAUCGGGCCUGGUGGCAGGAGCCCCGGGCAGCGGCCAUCCGAGUCGGUGUAGCUGGGGAGAGUGGAGUCGGAGGGAGUGAGGAGUCACCCCUGCCUGGCUCUCCAGGGUCGGUCGGCCCAUGGCCUCAGACGCCUCCACAACCUGAGUCACCGGGAAUGCCCUGCAGCAGGCCACGUUCUAGGGCCUGGGGUCUGGAGCAGCUCGGGGACACCACUGCAGUGUCUUUUUAGGGAACUCCAGUACAGAGAAGCAGAAAAGGAAAAAAAAAAUCUAUUCCAUGAGCAACAGUCCCUUUAUACUGGCAUAUAUUUUUUCUAGAUUUUCUCAAUGCAUAACUAUGCUUAUUCAUAAACUUGGAAAAAUACCCUAAAAUGGAUUAUUCUAUUCA